This is a messenger RNA of Sordaria macrospora k-hell, 1233 nucleotides long. RefSeq lists its product as uncharacterized. The record is from RefSeq and is a predicted model, not a curated record. NCBI's taxonomy places the organism in Eukaryota, Fungi, Ascomycota, Sordariomycetes, Sordariales, Sordariaceae.
AUGCCGGUGACCUUGCCUCGAUCGCGGUUCCAACGCCAGCUCGUGUCGCGGUCCACCAUCCGGAAGUUGAUCGCCGCCUUCAUUAUCUGGGCCAUUGUCGAGGCUCAACUCAUAUACUACCGAGUCGCCCAUGCCGAGAGAGACAUACAGGCCCAAGCUACGACGCUUCUUAAGCCUACCCGCGUUUACAUUGCCAGCUUGCACUGGAACAAUGCUGCCAUCUUGCGCUCCGACUGGAACAGGGGGGUUGUCGACCUGACCAAGGCUCUGGGAGCAGACAAUGUCUUUGUUAGUGUCUACGAGAGCGGUAGCUGGGAUGACUCCAAGGGCGCUCUCCGGGAGCUGGACCGCGAGUUGGGCGGACUUGGAGUUCAGAGGCAGAUCAUACUCGACAAGGAAACUCACAAAGACGCGAUAGGCGCACCGCCAGCCGAACAUGGAUGGAUCACCAGCCCUAGUGGUGAGAAGAGGUUAAGAAGAAUACCUUACCUGGCUGGCAUGCGGAAUCUUUCUCUUCAACCAUUGCUGGACAUGGCAGAGAACGGAACAACGUUCGACUACGUGUUGUUCCUGGGCGACGUGGUGUUCUCGGUCCCUGAUAUCGUGGCUCUGUUAAACACAAACGACGGCCAAUACGCUGCAGCAUGCUCGCUCGACUUCAGCAAGCCGCCUCACUUCUACGACACCUUUGCCCUGCGAGAUUCGGGCGGCCAUGAAUACGCCACCCAGACCUGGCCGUACUUCCGGUCCGCCAACUCGAGAAAGGCGAUGCUACGUGGUGCUCCUGUGCCAGUAUCCAGCUGUUGGAACGGGAUUGUAGCAAUGCACCCGUCCGUGUUUACGGGAGUCAAGGGCCUCAAAUUCCGAGGGAUCGACGACACACUGGCUGCAUACCACUUGGAGGGCUCCGAGUGCUGCCUCAUCCAUGCGGACAAUCCGGCAUCGCGUACCAGGGGUGUCUUCCUUAACCCCAAUGUUCGGGUGGGAUAUUCCAGAAAGGCGUACGACGCGGUACAUCCACCAGGAGGCUGGCUUUCUCUGUCGCAAGUCUUUUCCGGUUUGUGGAAGAACAGGGCCGCCAGAUGGUUCCAGACUCCGCUUUUCAAGGAGUUGCAAGUUCGCUGGCGCAUUCGCAAGUGGGCAGAGAAAGAGGAAGGUCGUGAGGAACCCGGACCCUUUUGCCUCAUCAAUGAGAUGCAGGUCAUUGUCCACAACGGAUGGGCCCAUUUAUAG